This is a messenger RNA of Symbiodinium natans, 1218 nucleotides long. NCBI's taxonomy places the organism in Eukaryota, Dinophyceae, Suessiales, Symbiodiniaceae. The record is from the annotation of a GenBank genome assembly.
AUGAGCCUUUGCAGCAAUGACUUCCGACCAAGCUGCGGCAAAUCAGUUCCACUUCUGGCGACGUGUGUCAUGCAUGUGGCUGGCGUGUUACCGCCACCGCCCGACAUGACUGUUCAACUCCCCAUCGCCAUGCACAUACGGGGCGAGUACGAGCUCCUCCGUGCCCAGCGUGUGAUCAACACUGCGCCACGUAGCCGACGUGGGCCCUCGGCACCUGCCCGACAUGUGCAGCAGAGGCUGGAAGAGCCCUUUCUUUGCUCCAGUCGGGGUUCGGUGCCCCAGCGGCAGGAAUUGAAGCUGCGCACCGCCGACGACAUUGGUGUCGUUGUUGUCACUGCCAGGCAGCACCUCCACACCCGGGCGAGACACAUCAACGGGACCUGGGGUCGUCGUUUCCGUCGUCUUCACUAUGCCUCCAGUUCUCGGGGUGCAUCUGGAAGCUUGCUGCACGGAGACAUCUUGAGAGGUUUGUGGGGCAUACGCCCGCCACCUUUGUUCAAUGAUCUCUUUGAGCCAGACAGCUAUGAGAGCAGUUUGUACAAGGGCCACAUUGGCUUUGGGCGUCUCUUCAAGAAGCAUCCGAACCUGCCGUGGUAUGGACUUGUAGGCGACGAUGCCUACCUUUUCGAUGAUUACCUGGUACAGGCGUUGCAUAGCGCCUCAGGGCAUCCGGGCCGUGAUCCUGUUUGUGCAGGCUAUGUGGCUCGCUUGCCUACUGAUCCACUGCUUAUGGCCUUAUACUCGAUGAUGAAGGGAUGCACUGCUGUUUUUGGAGAUGAGGAAGAGGACUUCAUCCACUGCCUUCACGAAGGGCAAGCGCGGGUGCUGCGGUACUCCAACGCCACAUUUGUGUACGGCGCGGCUAUCUUCUGCAGCCAAGCCGCCAUGCAGCUCAUGGCACCCUUUCUUCGCGACGAGCUGGUUACUGGCGUCCUGGAGCAUUGGAACGGCCCUAUACUUGGCCAUGACAUGUCGAGCCACUUCCUCGACCUGACACCUGUCUCGGACAUUGUGCUCGGCGUGUGCAUGGCACAGCUGGGGAUCCGAUUGUCCGAUUUCGUGGCGGACGGAUUCUGGGGCGGCGACCGACUGCCUGGUUCCAUCCCGGAUGCCGAAGAAGCAGACCCAGCUUACCGCCGAGGGCUUGCGCCUGUGCGCCUGGCCGACGCAUCCCGGCCAGCUGUCUGGCACAAGCUGGAAACACAGGCACGGCCCUAA